GGAUUACCAAUGUUGUAGUAAUUGUUGGUAAUCCAAUAAAGAAUUUUGUUUAUGGAAAAAUACUAAUUUUCCUUUUAUAGGGUAUUGAAGCAACAGCUAGGGAGAUUCCUGAUAUUAUUCUCUUGAACCUUUCUGCUUUUUGAUUCCCAAGGACAAUGGAAAAGAUGUCCAUUUUAUCUCAUUACAAAUAACCACACUGUCAUUAGUUGGAAAAAUAGUUUCAGUUCUCUAUGUCUAUAUAUCCUCAAAAUGGUAGUAAACAUUUUUCAUCACUACUCAUAGCUCAUCUCAUCAAUCUCUAUCUCUUUAUUUACUUACACUCCUCUGUCUUUUCAUAACUACUCCUUUCACUUCAUUCAUUAGCAAUGGCAGAUUGGGGUGUUUUGAAGAACAAAAGCACUUGUUUUGAAUCAACAAUGAAAGACAAUGAUUUUAAUGAAGAAGAUGUGUGGAGUGUAGCCAAUGAAAGGGAAGAUUUUGGUUACAAAAUCAAAAGGGUAUCUAAGGAUUCCUCUGGAUCUUCCUCUGCAUGGCCUUUACCUACUGCUCCAAAAAGGGUUAAUUCUGUUUCUGAUAUUGAUGACCCUUUUGUUAAAGGGUCUUCAGCACCUAUGAACAUUCCUGAUUGGUCAAAAGUUUAUGGUAAGAAUGUUGGUGGUGAUUAUGGUAAUGGAGAUGAUUGGCAUGAUGAUGAAGAUGGUGAUAUGGUUCCUCCACAUGAAUGGAUUGCUAGGAAGCUUGCAAGGAACCAGAUUUCAUCUUUCUCUGUGUUUGAAGGGAUGGGAAGAACACUCAAAGGGAGAGAUCUUAGCAAAGUCAGGAAUGCUAUUUUAACCAAAACUGGCUUCAUUGAGUAGUGUAGUUUAGUUCAUGUGUGUUUGAUUAAAUCAUUGAGUUCAUGAGUUGUCAAGUUUAGUGGUUCGUAAACUAGUUAAGUACUUGAGUUUCAAAUUUUGGCACCAUUACUAGUCAUUUCUUCUAUCAUUUGUAUGCCUUUGGAUCCCAUGCAUUUGUUUUGUUUUGUUUUUUUAUUAUUAAUAAUAUUAUUAUCAAUGAUAUAUACAUAGUAUUUUUAGUAUGAUUUAUGGUGUUUGGUGCUA
Cicer arietinum (chickpea) is the source of this 1100-nucleotide messenger RNA. Its product is annotated as protein S40-1-like. The record is from RefSeq and is a predicted model, not a curated record. Lineage: Eukaryota; Viridiplantae; Streptophyta; Magnoliopsida; Fabales; Fabaceae.